Messenger RNA from Saccostrea echinata, 661 nucleotides. Its product is annotated as sterol 26-hydroxylase, mitochondrial-like. The record is from RefSeq and is a predicted model, not a curated record. The transcript has 2 exons. The coding region runs from base 120 to 431 and encodes 103 amino acids. Lineage: Eukaryota; Metazoa; Mollusca; Bivalvia; Ostreida; Ostreidae. Gene Ontology annotation, molecular function: iron ion binding; monooxygenase activity; heme binding.
AAUAAUCGAGUACUCGAAAACUCGCGAUCGGAAAGACAGGCGAGUAACCGGUUACCAAAACUUGUCGAUUUAAUUUGUCAACACUCUUUCGGACUAAUGUCCUUGUUUGUUCGAAAAUAAUGGGUAAAGAUCCUCGAUUUUUCAAAAGUCCGGAGGUUUUCCUUCCAGAGCGAUUUGUUCGUGGUGAUGGAAGCUUAAGUGACGAAUACAAAAAUACUCAUCCAUAUGCUACACUCCCUUUUGGAUUUGGUUUAAGGAGUUGUGUCGGACAACGGUUUGCAGAAACAGAAAUGCUUGUUAUAACGGCAAAGUUUUUCCGCUGCUUUGAAGCUGUUCUGUCCCAGGAGACAAAUCAAACAAUGGAAUUCGUUGAUCGAAUAUUUACAGCUCCGAAGAAUGAAGUGUCAUUGUUAAUCAAACCAAGAAAAUGACAUCUUGAAAUCAGUUUAAGAUAUUAUCUCUAAAUACAGUAGUAUUUUUAUUUUACAGUAAUAUUAUCCAUUUGCAUAUUAUAGUUUUUAAUAAAAAAAAGAAUGACUUUUAAAAUAGAGAGAAUGUAAUAUCAAAGAAUUGAAAUUUUGUGCAGUUUACAAAAGCUCAAAAUGAUAGUGUAUACAUAAGGCCUUACACAAUACAAAUAUGACGUAACGUUGGACUUGGA